Podospora pseudopauciseta is the source of this 2343-nucleotide messenger RNA. RefSeq lists its product as uncharacterized. Bases 1624 to 2217 code for a protein of 197 amino acids. NCBI's taxonomy places the organism in Eukaryota, Fungi, Ascomycota, Sordariomycetes, Sordariales, Podosporaceae. The record is from RefSeq and is a predicted model, not a curated record. The transcript is spliced from 4 exons.
GCUCUGUUUCUCAUUUCUACAACUGGCAAACAUUUGGCCUGCUAUGGCCGUGUGUCUGGCAGAAUACCAGUAUGGGAGUGUUUGAAACUUCGGGUUUUGGCCUAGAGAAAAUAUAAGUUUAUGUGUCAGUAAAGCAUCCGUUUCGGAAUGUCUAAUCACGUUUCGGGACCGCAAGUCAAAAGACUGAGAUGUGACUUGGAAAGACGGAAAGCUCUGGUCACCGCUUCUUUAGACAGGAGCCGGGUACUCUUUGAAGCAUAGCCUGAGGAGAGAUCUACUGUGAAAAAGGCAACAGCUGACUGGCGAUGAAGUUCCACAAAUCAACGUGAUUGCCAAACACAAAGCAGAUUCUCUUCGCACAAUCACAAUCACGAUGUGUGGAAUGUGUACCACCAUCUCGACGGUCGGCAGUGGCACAAGUACAACCGUUGAUCAGUGCGCUUAAGUCCUUAAGGCCACCCUGUUUGAGGAGAUGCUCGACCCACGCACGAGAAAAAGAUAAAUGAGGUGUCAAAAUAGGGUGCUGACAUGCGAAGUGAGUUACGUGCUGAAGUCUCAGUCACCACGAUGGGAAUAUUCUCCGUGGCCAAUGAGACUCUUUGAUAGGAGAAUGAAAACGCCUCGAUCGAUCCGGGACCGGGAAUUGGGGGGCGGUGAAAUUGGCACUUUCGGUUGUUGAAACAGGCUCUGUGGUGAUGUUGUGGUUGUUGCGAUUGCCCAUGAGGUUGUUCGAUGCUGUUCAUUUCAAUGGGACUAUUUGCGAUAUAGAAACCUUCUGUCCAGUCGUUAAGGUCAUCUGACCAUCUGACAGCGGAGAUCUGGUCUCGCAGCAGCGUUGCCUGCAUGAAGCAGUGUAAUAUUUCUCGGUGUCUUGCUCGAAGGAUCGAUGAGCAGGGUCCCCUGAAAUAUCUUCUUGUGCUCCAGUUACCUCCUGCCGAGGAUGUCGGGAGGCGCUUGCAGUUGAUCCGUCCCCAAGUCGGUGACCCACGGGCAUGAUACACGAGGUUGGUCCGUGGUAGCGUUUAAUAUAUGCUGAUCUGGAAUGCUGCAGGAGAAACAGAGAUGCUAGAUACAGUGGUCCAUCGUCGGCUGCGCGGGUAUCCGUAGGUUCGGCCGCCUGGUCCACCUGGUCUUCUUGUCGAGGGAAGAAGACCCGGUUAGGGCACGGUAAUGGCUUUGGUUGGAGGAUGAGCGAGAAACUCGAGAUCGCAUGCAUAGGUUGCUCAAAUCCGGUGGCACUGUCACCAAUGCUGACAGGAUGGGACGAAGAAGAGCUGGAGCAGCAUUCACUUCCCAAGCGCUCACCAAACCUAGCACUUGGACCCUUGAUCCGACACACAAACUCUUGGCCGAGAGCAUUAACCGCUCUGAACCGAGCGGCUGAGUUUGGCUGAUUCACUGUGUUGUGGCAGCUACCCGCUUGUACGAGGCACUGGCGCCGUCCCGUCAUUGUCUCCAGUUCCCAAUCAGUUCACUGCGCUCUUGGUGACUUGAAAACCUUGACCGCUCCGCUCUUGCAGGUAGCCAUGGAGUUGCUCUCGGUUUGCGAUUGUCGGCAAGUUCCAUAACUUGGCGUCUCCCCGGAUUUCCCUGGGGCACGUCGGGACCGGUAGUCAUCCGGCGAUGCGGAGAAUUUUGACUCCUUGGACGACUCCAACACUCGGUGUCGACGCGUGGCAACCUUUCGCCAUCCACCCAUACGCAAUUCCGGGACCAAAAAUGCCAGAUUAUAUUGGAUCACCUGGGGGUGACCAUGCAGAUUUCAACCAGUCUUCGAAUGCCAUCCAGGACAAGCUCGGAGGCACCGGCAAUAUCGUUAACAUCACCGCCGCCGAGAUCGCCGUCAUCGUUAUCACAGUCACCCUGGUCUUGUUGGCUCUAGUUGGUGUCUUUUACUGUCGAAUCUUGCAAGCUCGUCGGGAUCUCGAUAUAGAAAACAAGGCGAAGGAGCGGGCUGCGGGCCCCGCGCUGGGCGAUUCCAUAGAACUGGUACGCACCAAGAGAGCAUCCGGGAGCUCUUGCGAUACGAUAUCGAUCAAGAAUAGAGACGAGAUUGGCGAGCCCAGCUCGAGCAAGGGUAAAACGCCGGCCGCCAUGGAAUCGAACCAAGAACCAAAACUGCCUCUUCGACACUAUAUCCAUUGGAAGAACCCAGAUCCGAAGGGACAAACUAAGCAACAAGAAGAAGGUUCCUCUUCUUCACAACCUCCGUACUGACCCCAAGUCUGGAGCAUCUCGCUCCUUUUGAGAAGACCUUGACGUAAUGGGGUCUUGCAGAAUUCCCGCUCCUGAGUAAGCUGGAUAUGGGCCGACGAGAUUCGAAGGGGCAAAAGUUGGUUGCCC